Messenger RNA from Pocillopora meandrina, 528 nucleotides. The record is from the annotation of a GenBank genome assembly. NCBI's taxonomy places the organism in Eukaryota, Metazoa, Cnidaria, Anthozoa, Scleractinia, Pocilloporidae.
AUGCAGGGUUUUUUCUUCGCAUUCCUGAUCAUUUGGUGGCUUUUGAUGUUUUUUUGGGCUUUUCUUAAAUUAGAUAUCCACAAAAAGAUUUGUGGUGAUAAAUUUAAUGCGGGUUUAUUCCUUUUGGGUGGCUUGAUAAUGCCCUGGGGGAUUUUUAUGUAAUAUUUGUUUAGCGAUCUGGCUCACGUGUUUCUGUUUGCUUGCAUUGCUUGUAGCGUUGUCGCAAUCUUAGCUAAAGCAAAGCUUUGGGAGAAGCUUUCCAAAUGUAAAUGCGAGUGUGUUUGCCCUGAAACAUAUGCCGAGGACAUCCUCCAAGGGCUUUUUAUCCUUUUCACCCUUAUCAUUUUGGUGGUAGCUUUUGCUGUUUUUCAAGGGAAACCCACCACAAACAAAACAUCGUCGCCAGAAAACUCUCGUGACCAAAACGAAGAAUGUCUCAUUUUUGGAUUUUUCGAUUGGCAUGACCUGUGGCAUUUUUUGUCUUCCUUUGCUCUCCUUAUGGGUGCAUUUGUUAUCAUGUUUAUAAGU